This is a messenger RNA of Drosophila busckii, 1458 nucleotides long. It is a transcript of the gene hdm, whose product is annotated as protein hold'em. The coding region runs from base 1 to 1458 and encodes 485 amino acids. Gene Ontology annotation, biological process: resolution of meiotic recombination intermediates. The record is from RefSeq and is a predicted model, not a curated record. Lineage: Eukaryota; Metazoa; Arthropoda; Insecta; Diptera; Drosophilidae. Gene Ontology annotation, molecular function: single-stranded DNA binding; single-stranded DNA 3'-5' DNA exonuclease activity. The transcript is spliced from 3 exons.
AUGUUUAAAACUGGCUAUAAAAGCAAAAAUACAUUGCGUCUGGUGGAGAUGUGUCCUACGAUGACCAGUUUCAGCACAGUAGUACUAAUCAUAAGCAAAUCGAAGUCAAAUAUUUUUCUGGACAAGCUCAGCCAUGAUCAACGCGGCGUUAUUACUUUUACUGUGCGUGAUUCCAAACAAGAUAUAACCCACUGCAAAUGCUGGGGCAGCAAAGCAAGCGUGGAUGAGUACCAGGCCAUGCUGCAGAUAGGCGAUGUGGUGGACAUUGUCGGCGCCAAAGUGAUGGCCCUAAUGCCGCCAGCUGCAGGCGACCAACGUUAUCAGCCACGCGGCACACUCAACUGUGCAUUGGUAGUCAAUGAUGGCCAUGGCUAUGUGGUUAAGCACAAGCCAGACGAUGUGCAGACUAUCGAGCGACUGCGUCAGCUGGCGCAGCAUCCACACAAACCUUUAAGCUCAACCUUGCGACUGGCCGAUGUGCGUUGCGCAGUGCCAGGUGCGCCAGCGGCGUAUGUGGAUUUGUUAGUUGUGCUGGCAGCAGCGCGUCCAGUGCGUGAACUUAAACGGAAAACGCCAGGACGGCAGGACAACAGCUUGCUGCAUUGCCUCGAGCUGCUGGUCAGUGAUGCCAGCUGCCCCGAGGGCAUGAUCUUAAGCCUUUGGCAUGCGGAUUGGAUACGACGCGCUCAACGCUGGCGACCCAGACAGACGCUGCUGCAUUUGAUCGAUGUUCGCGUGGCUCACUCUACCUACCAGGGCUGUCCUGUUCUCAGCUACACCAGCUGCACGCUCAUCUAUGAGCAGCCGCUGCCCCAGAGUCCAGAGUGCCAGCAGCUGCUGGCAUUUGCAACAAACAUGCCCUUGCCUAGCUUUGAUAUGCCCGGACCCACGAAUGUGGAUCAGCUACCAGCAGCUCAUGAAAUCCAAGUACCCAUGACUGUGCGCCAGAUUUAUGCGCGUGCCGAGGGUGAAUUGCAGAGCAGCACCAGCGAGCAGUUUACGGCCGUUCUCUAUGCCAUGGUAACAAAGUUUGACAUAGACGGUUUCUCCAGCUGUUUCAGCAAAAAAUGCAAGUACUGUCAGCGUCUGAUGCCUCAAAACAGCUCAGAAUGCAGCAAUGAGCUUUGCCUGCUGGAGUUUUCACUCAAUUGUAGCGGCGCACGCUAUGACUACUUCUUCAACAUUAACAUACAGUUCUCGGAUCAGACCGGCAGCUUGGUGGAAACGCGUCUCAGUGGUGGCAUCGCCGAGCAGUUGCUUGGGGUGAGUGCCAAUGCUUUUCAACAGCUUUCGGAGCAACGUAAAUCGCAGCUCAAGUGGCGUUUUUUGCUUAAAUACUUUGAAACUAAAUUAUUUAUAAGAAAGCCCAAUGCGUUGCGUAAACAAUUGACGCUUAGCGUUGUGGAUAUGCAGCUAGUUCAGUUGGAUCAGCUCAUAGACAAGAUAGCUGCCUUUUGA